AUGUUCAUUUUACCACCCAAUUCCACCGCCAAACUGAUGCUGAACAGUUUCUGGGGCAAAUUCGGGGAGCGUAUCAACAAACCCACCACCGUCACUGUCAAAGACCCCGCCCAUUUGUUCAAUCUCAUUACCGACGCUGCCCUCGAUAUCAGCACUCUCCGCCUCUGUACUGACGACAUCUUGGAAGCGUCUAUACCAGUGUCCAAGACAAUGCCGUCAAAGGCACCAAGACCAACAUCUUUGUGGCGGCCUUCACCACGUGCCAUGCUCGGCUCAAGCUCUAUGAGUCUCUGAACACCCUCCAGGAACAAGUCCUUUACUAUGAUACGGACAGUGUGAUCUACCGAUGGCGUCCCAAUCAACCCUCCAUCACCACGGGUGAUUUUCUGGGGGACAUGACGGAUGAAUUAGACGGGGACGUCAUCACCGAGUUUGUUUCUGGGGGCGCUAAGAACUAGGGGUACGCGACACGACAGGGCAAAGUGGUGUGUAAGGUACGCGGUUUCACUCUAAACGUCCGCAGUUCUGCUAUUCUCAAUUUUCACACCAUGAAAGACAAUAUUCUCUCAGAAUUAGACUCGCCUCAGGACUCUCGCCGAAAUUUGAACAUUGUCACUCCUCAUUAUUUCAAACGGGAUUUAGAGAAGAAACAAAUUCAAGUGGUUCCGUGCGUCAAGCAGUAUGGGUUAGUGUUCGACAAGCGUGUGAUCGACGUGGCCACCAAAUCGAGUUAUCCCUAUGGUUACGAGAGGAUUGGGGAUGAACUCGACUUCCUGUUAGAUUUGUAA
Porites lobata is the source of this 788-nucleotide messenger RNA. The record is from the annotation of a GenBank genome assembly. NCBI's taxonomy places the organism in Eukaryota, Metazoa, Cnidaria, Anthozoa, Scleractinia, Poritidae.